UCAGUACAAGCGCAGGGGUCCUCGAUUAAGGACGAGACAGGAAAUUCCUGCCCCGCAAUCGGGUUUCUCACUAUGCCAGGCGGCGAGGGGUCGAAUGACCCUACGAUCGAUUUCCAUAACGAUUUAAGAAAAGUUAUAAAUAAAGUAACGAGUUACACGACGGAUAACCGCGAGCGAAGUGGCGUGUGCGCGUCUCCGUCGAGCUCCGAAACAACUACAACGAAUAUGACAACCAACACUACUGAGCAUGAUAACGAUCCCGCCGCGAUUACCCUGAUCACGGGCGACGGCCUCAGGCGGAGAAAGGUCAUACGCGCGGCUAAAGAAACUUUUGACAAGGCAUCGCGCCUUCUGAGACGAAAAAUACCGUGCACAGGCCACCUAAUGACCCCCCGCCGCCUAUGGAUACAAAAGGUUCCGACUCAAGAAUGCGACGUAGUCAUGAUGUUUCCAAGUGGCGCGAGCGAUGAAACAUUAAUGUGGUUACUGGGACGACUGCGAGCUGGAACCCCGGGCCUCGUUGUUCACGUGCGUCAACAUACAUCAUCGGACAGUUAUGGCUUUUAUCUUACAGCGCCAUUUCCCAUCCUUCUCAAAGCUGCGGAGGAGGUUCAUUUGCCAAAAGUUUUGCGCGAAGAAUUCGGUGGCGGGCUGAAGGAAUUCGUAGGAUCCGAAGCGAGUUGUUUCGAGGGAAGUGACGACGAGACGAGAUUCUUCACGACCCAAGAACGCCAGUCCUUGGUCCUUCAUCUUCUCCACACGCUGCGAGCAACUUCGCACGAUCUUUCUAGUCUUCCCGGUCUUAAACUCGUCGAGGGACAGGCGAUCAUUCCUAAAUGUAUCUCAGCAGGGAUUAUAUCACAGGUAUUUCCAUUGCACGAACUGCCAGCCUUGGAGAAGCUACAGAGGAGCUGGGUCCGUGCUUUUUUAUCGCCACAACCCCUCGACGACAUUUGCAAUUAUUUCGGGGUUAAAAUCACCAUGUAUUUUGCUUGGCUUGGACACUACACCACCGCCCUCGUCGUUCCAGCAGUAGUGGGUGUCAUAUACUGGGUCGGCAUCAUAGGUAGGAACCAGGCGGUGGAAGACGUGGCCUACGUUCUAUUUUCUAUUUUCAACGUAAUAUGGGCAACGGCUUACCUCGAAACUUGGAAAAGGAGGGGAGCAGAACUCGCGUACAGAUGGGGCACCCUUGACCAGAGAGACGAUCUAUUGGUUGAGCCGCGACCUCUUUUCGUCGGAACUCUGCAAAUUUCACCUGUCACGGGACGAUUGGAACCAACGUAUCCGAACUGGGCGCGGAACAUCACUCGUUACUGCUUAACUGUACCUGUCAUUGGAGUCUCCCUCUUCUUCGUCUUCGUUGUCAUGAUUCUCAGCUUUCAAAUUCAGGAUUGGUGGGAUGCUCGUCUCGAGGCUGCAGGCUACGGUUUUUGGUUGAGCUACGUGCCAAAAGUUCUGCUUGCCGUUGUUAUCGCGCUUAUGGAUGAGGCUUACUUCAAGAUUGCCGUUUGGUUGAACGACGCAGAAAACUAUCGUCUCGACACCGAGUACGAGAACCAUCUGAUCUGCAAGGUGGCACUGUUUCAGUUCGUCAACUCCUUUCUCUCACUGUUCUACAUUGCAUUUUACCUUCAAGAUCAAGAAAGACUCAAAGAGCAACUAGCAGCACUUUUAAUAGCGCGUCAAGUGAUCAGCAAUCUGAAGGAGUCGGCGAUACCGUAUCUGAUCGAGCAGCUCCGACUGGCGAGACUGAGUUUCGAGCUUUUCGGUGCACUGAGUCCCAGCGAAGCGAGGCCGGCCCCGGGUGAAGAUUCGUCACUUCCGGCCGGUGAUCAAAUGGAUUUGAACGGGGCUGAAGAAAAUGGAAAAAACGAUGAGAAGGAGGAGAACGGAGGUGGGACGGACGGUGCCAAGGGAAUAAAACAACCGCGAAACGUCAGCCAAGCUGAACUCGAAAGUUCACUCUACAGAGUAGGACACCCUGCUAAUUCUCUACUUAGUGACGUUACUUUCAAGUACGACGGCGCAUUUUCCGAGCACCUGGAGAUGCUGUCUCAGCUGGGUUACGUGUGCCUCUUUUCCUCGGCGUUUCCUCUCGCUGCCCUCGCCGCGCUGCUCGGGAAUCUCCUCGAACUACGCGGGGAUGCUUUCAAACUCUGUUUCGUACUGCAACGACCAUUCGGAAGGCGAGUCUCGAGUAUCGGAACUUGGCAAAACGCGAUGGAGGCUAUGGGACUCGUGGCCAUUCUCGUCAACUGCGCUCUCAUCGCUCUAAGCGGACAAGUACAACGAAUGUUCCCGGAGAUGUCGGCGACCCAAACGAUCCUUCUGAUCGUCGCCCUCGAGCACAUCAUGCUCGCUAUACGCUUCGUCAUCAUCUGUGCCAUUCCGGAUAUCCCUAAUUGGGUUGCCACCGAGAUGGCCAAAGUGGAAUUCCUCCGGAGGGAAGCUGUCAGGAGACUCUCGUCGACUCCGUCCCCGGAACAACAACCGCCGACCGUUAUAGGGAGGUUCGUGGUACAUCCAGCAGACGGUGAAGGCGAGGAGGAACCUGAAAAUCAAAGUGCCUCAGAAGUGCCCGGUGACCCGUUGACCGCCGAAGGAAACAACGUCGAAUUAUCGCCGCCGGUUCCCAGUCAAACUGGAACUCCGACUUUGGUCUCGAGAACCCAAACGCCCAGUUCUCCACCGACACCGAGCGGAGUCACCGUCCCUCGAAUCGCAGAGACUCCACCGGCUCCUGAUACUCCUGGAAGCGCGAACAGCGUCAACGAAAGUGCUAGCCCCUUCUUGAGCGGCUACAACAUGGGCAGUACACGAGAUAUUCACAAUACUCCAAGAUGCUCCAUCCCCGGAGGUGAAAAAGGGAGACGAUCGAGAGACUGGUUGACGAGCGAUCACGAAUCUUCGCCGGGUGUCGAUCAGUACAGCCACCAUCUGACGAUCGGACCGCACGGAGGAGUCGACUGGGUCAGAAAGCUUGGGCUCGAUGGUUCUGGGCGAAAAGCGAGUGACUCCGAAAUCGGUGGUACUGGCACAGGGAGCAGUAGCGGCGACGAGCUCACUCUUCAUCGCUCAACGGAUUGCAUCGCCUCAAAAGAUCUCGCCUCUUCAUCGGAUAGCGAUUUACUUCGAUCCGCACCACCCUGGACGAUGGCGCACAAGAAUCAAAAGUUUCGCUUCUCCCCGGAGAAAGAAAGGGUCCGAGAGCGGGAGAAAGAAAAGGAAAAGCAAUUGCAGCAGCAGCAGCAGCAGCAGCAACAACAGCAGCAACAGCAGCAGCAUCAACAUCACCUGCAUCUCCAGCAACGGGAUCAUCAAGAUCGACGUUCCUCAGGUCUCGAAGCGAGUGGAGGUGGGCUCUCGGACUCGAGUCGAACGAUCUCGAGUCAAGAGGAUGAGAAAUCAAUGAAAGAAGAACGCGAAGCGAAGAAGACUCGGGUCAAGCAGAGUCUUAUGAAGAGAGCUCGCUCAGUCGCGAUAUUCUCGUUGAAAUUGAAAGAGAGAAGGGCUCGGGAAGCCGAGGUCAAAGCGAAGGAGGCGGAGAGGGAAGCGAGAUGGCAACAACCCCAAUCUUGCGUCGGUGGUGAACUCUCGUGUAUACCAAUUGAAAAGCUCAUAUCGGUCGACGACAUUGCCGCUAUGGAGAGUCGCAGCAGAAUGAAUCACUGAACUUCUCAUGCCUUUCUCUUAGUUCAUCUCUAACCUCUUUCUCUCAUUCUGAAUCUUCUAGUCCCAGAUAUAUUCGUACCCUUAAUAUACUCUUAGAAUGUAUGUUGAGGGGUAUCUUUCCGUACAGAGAUUCUUCAAAACGCAUGAGUUCAUGGAAAAAAAAACGUGUUUAUUAUGUAUAAUACGGCAGCUGGAUUUUUAGUCAAUUAAAUGCAAAUUCUCGGGAAAAAUCUAUUGAGAAAAUCUAGGUGUCAGUAGCGAGUAUCUGUCAAUUCAAUAAUUAGUUACAAAAACGCGAAGAGGAAUCAUUGGAAUUCGUAAAUAAAUUCAUCGUGAAUUUGAAACGAAAUGAAAAAGGCUCGGUGAGCUUUACUAAAUCGGAUUCUAUGAAGAGCUUUCGAUAAAUCUCGCUGUGAAAUUCCAUCCCAGCUUCUUUCCCUGAAUCCAGGGUGAUCAUGAUCGAAUUUUUUGAAUCCCUAACCGAGUCCAUUGCCUCCAACGCUUCGAAAUUCGUUGCAAAAUCAUUUUUGUUUGUUGAGCAUCAACAGACUGAUUCAGCUUGAAAAUCGAAGCAACGAAUAUUUUCUUAUUGAGUUAUGCAUUCCCUCAAGAAACUAGUGGUUUAACGAGCGCUCUUGAACUCGCUUCGAACGUACAGUCGCAAGCGCAAGGCAAUGAUAAAAAAAGAACGAAAAAAACUGACUCGUUUCGCCGGUCUAUUGGGACGCACAAAAUUAUAUAAGAGUUAGAUGAAUAAGGAGCGAAAGAGAGGGAGAGAGAAGAAGAAGUGAAACGUCCAUACGUAAAAGCUACCCUGCCAAACUGAUAUUAAUCCCAUCGCCAUCCAAGCAACUCGGUCGUUCGUACGGUGCCAUUCCCCACGAAAUUCCAUGUGGAAGUGGAAAAAAGAGCCGCUCGAGCUUAAUUGGCCCUUCAUUUAAUCCGCUCGUUCAUAGCUUCUCGACAAACGUCGAUUUUGUCUCGAGUUUAUGAAAAACCGUCAUGGCAAUCGUCGCGGUUCGAACGAAAUGUACAAAGCAGACUAAGCGAGCCUCGCCCUCAUGAGCUUCAAUAACUUUAAGUUAUUCAUCAAUUGUAAGAACGACGCAAUCAACUGGAACAGACGAACCAAACGAUCGCCUUUACUGAUGUAUAACGUGCUUGGGAACGUAAUCGUGGCAGCGAUAACGACCGAAAACAAUGUUGAAAUAUUCGUUUGAGCUACUUGGGAAUAAAAUGAGUUACGAAAACUCUAGUCCAUUCAGAUAAAAUCGACAUAUAGCGAGACUCACACCUAGAAAAAUGAUGUAGAUAAGAUGAUGUGUCAGAGGCUUAGAAUACUUUUGAUUAAUUCAUAGAAAGAAAAGCACACAUUUUUGUAAAGUACUGAACAAACUUCAAUUUACUAAAACGCAUAGAUUAUAAAACCAUAACUUCUCGGAGGAGCGACAGAGAGAAAGAGAGGGAGAGAAAACAGCGACCUUAAUGAGCCAGAUAAAUACGUAAAUAACCAUUGUUACAGUUGUUGUUGAUGCUGAAGAUGUAAGUUGUUAAGCGCUGCUAUUGUUGAUUAGAUGAACCGGUGGGACUGAGAUCGAUGAUUGAAUAGUACGUAGCCACUUUGAUAACGCUACCACCGACACUAAUUCACCGUCAAGUACCUGACGAAUUCACGGAUAAACGAGCCGCGCAGAGACCCAAACGUGAAAACCUUCCUUUGUCGGUUAUACUGAAAAAUUUCUUCUAUUGAUACCUUUCCCUUAAAAAUUGCGGUGUCACUCUUCGGUUUUUGUUGACAUUUUCAAAUCAUUUGAAAAUUUUUAUUUUCACUGAAUCUAUCGUUCCAGACUUAUUUUUCUAUCAUCCGAGUCCGAACGAAACUGAACAAAUCGAAAUUAUUCCCUGAGGAACGAGGAGCAUCGAGCACCUUAAAAUCCACUUCGUGCGUGCAACUAUUUUUCGUCACUUAUUUUGCCAUAAACCGCAUCGAUAAUUUAUCUAUUACGUCGAUUUUCCUUUAAAUCUAAAAGAGAAUAGGGUUUAAACGUGAAAUAUCGCAGAGUGAAAAUUUUAUUUUGAACUUCAGUUAAUUCCAUCGUGACUAAAAUUCAACGAAAACUUACCACACGGUUAGAGCAUUCGAAUUUGGAAUAUCAGGUUCAGUUCUGUCUCCAAGAAUCCCGAAUGAUAAGUGAUAUUUUUUCAUAGCUAGGGCGUUCUGUAAAUAAAAACCAUGAUUAUAAGCAUGUAAAGAUUGUGACACGGCUAGUUAAAUAGCGGUCUAAAAAAGCUUCGAACAUAGUGUUUUGAGUUUGUUGCAUUCGUCUAGCUUCGUUUUUCCACAAUAGAAAACCGUCUUGAUUUUACUAAGCCACAAGAACUAUGAAAAUUUGAUUUCAUUAAACUUGAGUUUACAUAAGAAAACGCAUUAAAAAUCUAUUGAAUCGUUUUUAUUUACUGUAUUAUGUGCUGUACCCUGAAUAUUAGACGAUUAUUGCUGACGUUGCUGCUGCGAUACCCAUUAACGUGAGCUAAAAGUACCUCACGACGAGUAUAUGAGAACCCUGAAAAUGUCUAAACGCAUUAAUAUAAUGAUGAUGAUUAUGAUAAUAAAUAAUACGUGUUUGUUAGAUGUUUUGUAUAAAACAGAGAAACGAGCAAAUAGAUGAAAAAAAAAUCUA
This is a messenger RNA of Venturia canescens, 6356 nucleotides long. It is a transcript of the gene wwk, whose product is annotated as white walker. The transcript has 16 exons. The coding region runs from base 73 to 3675 and encodes 1200 amino acids. The record is from RefSeq and is a predicted model, not a curated record. Lineage: Eukaryota; Metazoa; Arthropoda; Insecta; Hymenoptera; Ichneumonidae.